GCAACCGAUCCCAGGCAGCGCAGCCACACACAAGCCAUCACCAACUCUCAUUCCUUCAUUCCUUUAUCCUAUCCCCGACCUCUCUUCGGCAUGGGGAACUUCGCGUCCUGCACGCUGGCCAGGAUCCCCGGGGCGGCCAAGGGCGCCAGGGUCGUGCUCCCCGACGGCGGGCUCAGGCUGGUCAGGCCCCCGGCGACGGCGGCCGAGCUGAUGCUCGAGGCGCCGGGCCAUUUCUUGGCCGACGCGCGCGCGCUGCAGGCCGGGCGCCGGAUCGAGGCGCUCGCGGCUGACGAGGACCUCGAGCUCGGCGGCGUCUACGCCGCCUUCCCCAUGAAGCGGCUUGGCUCCAAGGCCGCGCCCGCUGACUUGGCGCGCCUGGCCGCCGUUUUCGCGAGGGAGGCUCAUGGGCGGAGGCCCGCUUCGGCCAAGGUGGCGGCCAUCGUCGUGGCGCCGCCCGAGGUGGCUUCCGUUGCCGCCGAGGCGGACCUCGCGCCUGUCAGGGCGCCCCGGUUGGAUGAGAUGGCCGUGGACGACGAGGCGGCUGCGGCGGAGAUCGGGGAGCUCAAGCAACGGAUUAGCGGCGGUCGCUUGUCGAGGCGGCGACCGACGUUGGAGACCAUACACGAGGAGAGCUACGCCGCACUAGCAUGCUAAAGCUACAAGUCA
Messenger RNA from Triticum dicoccoides, 666 nucleotides. RefSeq lists its product as uncharacterized. Lineage: Eukaryota; Viridiplantae; Streptophyta; Magnoliopsida; Poales; Poaceae. Bases 91 to 654 code for a protein of 187 amino acids. The record is from RefSeq and is a predicted model, not a curated record. The transcript has a single exon.